GGAUAAAUUAUAGGAAUCACAAGUGUCAGGUAUAUCUGAACGCUCGCAUCAUUUACUCCACUGCUCUCGAGUGGAUAAGUUGCUUAGUCAUGGAUGUAGUGUAGGCUGCAUCGGGGGAAAUGUAUGUAUAUCAUUCAAUCACCUGUGUUUGGUUCCGAGGAUAUAGAUGAGCUACGGAAACAGGUAGAUUAGUGUCACAAACCCGGGCUUCACCUGAUACCAUAGGACUAACAAAUUAAUUAGUGAAGGCUCACAUAAAAGAUGACGUAUGGCAACUACACCGGCAUCGGCUAUUGAUAGGAGGUUCUGUAGGGAGUGUGUUGCAUUUAUUUCUCUGUGCUUAGAGACCUCACCUACACAAUCAAAUUUAUGUGAUGGCUAACGAUACUAUUUAUCUGUGUAAUUUUCGUGUGUCUGUGGAUGGUGAAUGGCUGUGCCUUAGGGAGUUGUCGGAUGUGUCCGUUGCCCAGCAAGGGUCAAACUCGAGUACAGAAGGGGCUGAAGAGUCAGGCCAGGAGACUGAUGAUGAUAGUGUGCUUAGAAAUCCGGUGCUUGUGGAGCGUGCUAACUUGCUGAACAUCGCUAAGCUAUGUAUCAAAGCACUUAUAGAAUCAGCUCUGGAAGAGGGACGAAUUCUGGACGAUGAGCAUAUACCUCUACAACAGUUCUUUGUGGUGAUGGAACAUAUUCUUGCACAUGGCCUCAAAGGUAAGAAAUUUGUACUGGAAAAGAAGAAGGAAUUUUGGAGUGCUCUGGAAGUAGUAGAGAAGAUUAUGCCGGAAGCCAAGGACAUUACGGACAGUGUCAGGAAUCUACCGGGAUUAAAGACAAAUAUCGGUCGCAGUCGAGCUUGGCUGAGGCUGGCACUCAUGCAGAAAAAACUUGCUGAUUACUUCCGAGCGCUGAUCGAAAGAAAAGACAUUCUCAGUGAGUUUUACGAGCCAGGGGCUGCUUUGAUGGAGGAGGAAGCGGCUGUCAUUGCGGGGCUUCUUGUCGGCCUCAACGUGAUUGAUUGCAACCUGUACCUGAAGGGGGACGACCUUGAUUCUGCCCCAUCUGUUCUUGACAUGAGUGUUUUUAUGAAAGAUGGUAACUACUUAGACAAACCAGAGGAGACAGGAGCCUGUUCUGCUACUGAUGGUGGAAGCCCGGCACAGACAUCUGAUAUCUCAUCCAUCCUGGAUCAGAAGAAUUAUCUGGAAGAGUUGAAUCGUCACCUCAAUGCUCAGAUAAGUUCCUUGCAGAUCCGGGUCAAAGGCCUUGAGGAGAACAAUUCGCAUAUGAAGCAAGAGCUUGCUGUUGCCAAUAACAACCUGUUAAGUAUUCAAGCAAUGAAUGAAAAGUAUCAGAAUGAAAACGCAAGACUCUCUCAAGAUGUAUCUAAAAAAAUUGAGCUUGUACGAGCUGACAUGGACGUUGAGAGAGAAGCGUACAACACAUCAAGAGCUGGCUUAGAUUCACUUUACAAGUCUGCGCAAGAAGAUUUACAACGUCAAACACAGGAACGCAAUGAACUUGAGCGGGACCUAGAAUUGCAGAAGAGUAUGAAGACAGAAAUGGAGAUGGCAAUGAAAUUACUGGAGAAGGACAUCCAUGAAAAACAAGACACAAUAGUCACCCUUAGGAAACAACUUGAAGAUAUCAAGGCCAUCAAUCUAGAUCUCUUUACAAAGUUACAGAGUUUUGAAAGUACAGCUAAACAUAAAUCAGACAUUGUUGUGAAACUGGAGGAGAAGACGAACCAAAUGGCAGCAACCAUAAAAGCAUUAGAAGAAAGGCUAAAGAUAUGUGACAAUGAUAAGCAGGCUGCUAUGGAAACUGCUCGUAAACUCGGCCAAACUCUUGCUGAAAAGGACCUUAAACGCUCGGCUCUAGAAACAGACUUAAAAAUUGAGCGCGAGUGGCGAAACCAGUUACAAAAAGAUUUGAGUAUUGAGAAAGACUUGGUUGCACAACUUCAGAAAGAUGUUGGCGAGCUAGUUAGCCUAAGAGAACAGUAUGUAAAGGUAUCCGACGAGCACAGCCACCUGCAAGAGACCUGCGAAGCACAGGAGCUAGCUUUAGCAGAAAUGGGUUCAAAACUAAGCGAGUCACAGUUGAAAAUGGACGAUAUGAAGGAAGCAGUAACAGCACUAGACAAACGUGUAUGGACAAGUGACAAGGACUCCCUCACAUGUAUGUCUUGUGAAAAACCGUUCUCUGUUGCCCGCCGUAAGCACCAUUGUCGUAACUGUGGAGGUAUUUAUUGCAAUAGCUGCUCGGACAACUGUAUGCCACUUCCUUCGUCUGCCAAGCCAGUCAGGGUCUGCGACCGGUGCCACACGAACCUACUACAGCGGUACUCGGCAUCGUCUACAUAGCUCACUUUGAUAUUACACUGCGGCAGGAGAUUUGGAAAAGAUCAAAGUCACAACUCCCAUGAAAUGUUAGUCACGCCAUGGAGGUAUAAAACAAUUUUAUACCUCCAUGGUUACGCUUAAAGAAAAUAAUGCUACUGCAACCGUGUUGCUGUACUUGGUCUCUCAGAAGCAUUGCUUUUUUCUUUCUCAAAUGCGUUCUAUGGAAUCUUUUCAUGUGUAAUUUAUUAUGUUAAAACUAAAGCUACAGUUAGCUUUGUAAACUCCAGAAUUGUCCUGUUCUCAACAUAACUCAAAGAAUUGCUUGUAUUAAACCCUGUCUCUGUAUUUUAUAUCUUUCAUUCUGAAAUUAUUUUUGUUCUGUUUUCAACCAGAAUUAGGAAGUAGAGCAUAUGUGCGUGUGUGAGUUAUUUACAGCCAUAAAUUUAUUAUUAUAAAAUGCAUAUAAUCCUCAAAAAUCAAUUUCACCUCAAUUUUCACCUGCAAAUUGAAUAUCAAAUGUGAUCCUAAGACACGGACUUGUGGAAGCAUGCUUUUAUUUUGAUAAAAUCUCCUACUUAUGCAAUUGAAGUAAUGCGAUAUCAAUUGAUAUAGAGGGCGCCAUUUAAAAUGGUAUGCUUGUAUCAUAGAGUUGUAUAUAGAAGAACUAAAGUC
Molecule: messenger RNA, 3011 nt
Organism: Anneissia japonica
Lineage: Eukaryota; Metazoa; Echinodermata; Crinoidea; Comatulida; Comatulidae
Product: RUN and FYVE domain-containing protein 2-like
Exons: 14
Coding region: 375-2360 (661 amino acids)
Cellular component (GO): cytoplasm
Molecular function (GO): metal ion binding
Source: RefSeq, a predicted model, not a curated record